AUGGAAGGUCUACCCUCUCCGUCGACACCUCUUGAGCCCUUGACCUCUCUCGAGCUGCCGCCAAAGAUUUGGGAAGAUUCCAUUUCUAACUGUAUCACCAUACUCCUGGAGAAAGGAACAAGCAUUUACGAAUACGAAGUGACAUUUUCUUCUCCUGUGGGAGACAGAGGACAGCUUGAUAACAUGCUCUUUUGUCAACACAAGGACAUACUGCGUGGAGGAAUCUUUGAUGGGGUAACAAUGUACCUUCCCCAUGAACUAGAGGUCGAAUCAGUAACCAGCAUCAAUUUAGUAACCAAUGAGGAACACGAAGUAACAUUUGUCUAUAGAUCAAAGGAUUCAUUGGAAAAAAGUAGACACUUUUACAACUCUCUCCUCAACAAAAUCAAGAGUGAGUUGAAGCUCCAGUGGAUUGUGAGAGAACACUUCAGUCCAAAUGGAGCACAGACAAUUCCCCAACAUCAGUUAGAAAUAUGGCCAGGGAAUGUUAGUGAGAUUUUUACCGAAAAAGGAAGUGUGAAGAUAAGGUGCGACUCAUUUGAUUCUGUGCUGUUCCGACCCAAACAAACAGCCCUUCAAGUAAUCGACGAUGUAAUCCAUCAAACUAGUGGCAACCAAUGGAAGGAGGUUGUGCAGAAACACCUGAUUGGACAGUGGGUCAUGACACGCAGAUACAACAAAGUUUACUCUAUUGAUGAUAUUGAUUUCUCAAUGAACCCUACGAGCACAUUUACUUGUGCUGAUGAUACUGAGAUGACUUACAUUGAUUACUACAUGCGAAAGGGCAUCGAGAUUCGUGACAAAAAUCAGCCUCUUCUGGUUCAUCAUUCUAAGAGAUCUGCUGGAAAUUUGAAAAUAAUAUUAGUGCCAGAAAAUUGCACAAUGAUACGUCGUGAUGUCACACAUACUGGCCAUGUCACACUAGAAGAAAGAAAAUCUGCCACGCAGAAGUGGAUAAAAAACUUGAGAAGCAACCCUAGAUGUGUGAAGUUGUUGGAGGAGUGGGGGUUGCAGGUGGCAGAAAUUCUUGUGGAGGAGUGUGUUACUCUUCCAGGCUAA
Macrosteles quadrilineatus (aster leafhopper) is the source of this 1059-nucleotide messenger RNA. Its product is annotated as piwi-like protein Ago3. NCBI's taxonomy places the organism in Eukaryota, Metazoa, Arthropoda, Insecta, Hemiptera, Cicadellidae. The coding region runs from base 1 to 1059 and encodes 352 amino acids. The record is from RefSeq and is a predicted model, not a curated record. Gene Ontology annotation, cellular component: P granule. Gene Ontology annotation, biological process: regulatory ncRNA-mediated gene silencing. Gene Ontology annotation, molecular function: piRNA binding; protein binding. The transcript has 8 exons.